Messenger RNA from Brassica napus (rape), 2065 nucleotides. RefSeq names its product DEAD-box ATP-dependent RNA helicase 51. Lineage: Eukaryota; Viridiplantae; Streptophyta; Magnoliopsida; Brassicales; Brassicaceae. The record is from RefSeq and is a predicted model, not a curated record. The coding region runs from base 219 to 1940 and encodes 573 amino acids. Gene Ontology annotation, cellular component: nucleolus. The transcript is spliced from 13 exons. Gene Ontology annotation, molecular function: RNA helicase activity; ATP binding; nucleic acid binding. Gene Ontology annotation, biological process: maturation of LSU-rRNA from tricistronic rRNA transcript (SSU-rRNA, 5.8S rRNA, LSU-rRNA).
UUUAUAAUAUUAUACCGGAUUAAAAAUCAUUAUUCUAAUACAGCCCAAAACAGAACUUGUUACAAGUUAUUACAAGACUCGUUUAAACCCUAAACCUUGUCUUGUCUCUGCGCCGCCUUGUCACUCUGAUAUCUCUCUAAAGUUUCUCUUAGCUGGCGAAUCCUUGGAGUGCUUUCGUUUCUACAUAGAGUUGGUUGAUUGGGAUUUGGAGCUCAGACAUGGUUGAGCUGGAGAAGAAGUCCAGUGAUGAGAUGAAGAAGAGGAUAAGAAAGCGUAACCGUGGGAAAAAGAGUGAACUUCAGAAGACGAAAGAAGAAGAAACACACUUGGUAGAGGAGAACGCAGAUGAAAUCCCAAACAAGAAAGAAAAGAAGGUUAAGAAAGUGAAGUCUCAGGAAGAAGACAAAACCGAGGAAGAGGUGGAAGCAAAGGAAGAAGAAGAACUAGAUGAAGAGAAGAAGAUGGUUGUUGUUGGGAAAGGGAUAAUGACUAAUGAGACUUUUGAAUCCUUGGAGUUAUCUGAGCAGACUUUUGAAGCUAUCAAGACGAUGGGCUUUGAGCACAUGACUCAAAUUCAAGCUGGGUCUAUUCCUCCCCUUUUGGAAGGGAAAGAUGUUCUUGGUGCUGCCAGGACUGGUUCCGGUAAAACCCUUGCUUUCCUCAUACCGUCUGUGGAGCUGCUCUUUAAAGAGCGUUUCUCUCCUCGUAAUGGGACUGGUGUCAUCGUUAUUUGCCCCACUAGAGAACUUGCUAUCCAGACAAAAAAUGUGGCGGAGGAGCUACUGAAGCACCAUUCGCUGACGGUCAGCAUGGUUAUUGGUGGCAAUAACAGAAGGACAGAAGCACAACGUAUUGCGAAUGGUUCUAAUUUGCUGAUUGCAACUCCUGGGCGUCUUCUUGACCAUCUUCAACAUACAAAGGGUUUCAUAUAUAAACACCUCAAGUGCCUUGUGAUCGAUGAAGCUGAUAGGAUACUGGAAGAAAAUUUUGAGGAAGAUAUGAACAAGAUUCUAAAGAUUUUACCGAAGACUAGGCAAACCGCACUAUUCUCUGCCACCCAAACCUCCAAGGUUCAAGAUCUUGCCCGGGUGUCAUUGACGUCUCCUGUUCUUGUUGAUGUCGAUGAUGGUAGACGCAAGGUGACGAAUGAAGGAUUGGAGCAAGGCUACUGUGUUGUUCCGAGCGAGAAAAGGCUUCUCCUUCUAAUCUCUUUCUUGAAAAAGAACCUAAACAAGAAAAUAAUGGUCUUCUUCUCGACGUGCAAGUCGGUUCAGUUCCACGCCGAGAUCAUGAAACUCAUCAACGUCGAGAGCUGUGACAUCCAUGGAGGGCUGGAUCAGAACCGAAGAACUAAAACCUUUUUCGACUUUAUGAAAGCAGAGAAAGGUAUCUUGCUGUGUACUGAUGUUGCUGCUCGUGGUCUCGACAUUCCUUCCGUGGAUUGGAUUAUACAGUAUGAUCCUCCAGACAAGCCAACGGAGUAUAUCCAUAGGGUUGGUCGAACAGCCCGUGGAGAAGGAGCAAAGGGAAAGGCAUUGCUUGUCUUGAUCCCUGAAGAGCUUCAGUUUAUUCGUUACCUCAAGGCUGCAAAAGUACCUGUGAAAGAGCUUGAGUUCAAUGAGAAGAAGCUUUUGAAUGUUCGGUCUGCUCUGGAGAAGUAUGUUGCCAACGACUAUAAUCUGAACAAGAUAGCCAAGGAAGCGUACCGGGCUUACAUCGCAGCAUACAACUCGCAUUCUUUGAAAGACAUCUUCAAUGUUCACCGACUUGAUCUUCAGGCGGUUGCUCUAUCGUUCUGCUUCUCUUCGCCGCCAAAAGUGCAUCUGAACAUAGAAAGCGGAGCUGGUAAGGUGAGGAAGGCGAGGAAUCAGCAAGGCCGCAAUGGCUUCUCUCCUUACAGUCCCUAUGGCAAAGGCAAGUCCACACCUAAAGAGGCAUGAUGUGUUCUCGACCUGCCUUUUUGUUUUACUAGUUACCACCAAGUUUUGUCUAAAGAGUAACGUUACUGCGUUUCUUGUAAUACUUCAGAUCUUUGGGUUGUUAUAAGAAUUAUUUGGUUAAUCUA